CUUCCUUCCCCUCUUCUUCCCCACACCAAACUACAAUCUCCUCUGUUUUCCUCUGCUUCAAAAAUGGCUUCCAUUGCCUCCACUCUCACCACCAAGCUCCAAAAACCUUCUUUACUUCAUGAUUCCUCUUUCCAUGGCACACCUCUCGCCUCUCCUUCUUCUCUCCGCCUCAAAUCCACCGCCGCCACGUCCCUCACCAUCUCUGCCUCCGCCUCUCAGCCUCCCUACGAUUUAAACCAAUUCAAAUUCAACCCUAUCAGAGAAUCUAUUGUCUCUCGAGAGAUGACCCGUCGAUACAUGACCGAUAUGAUCACCUACGCUGAUACUGACGUUGUCAUCGUCGGCGCUGGCUCCGCCGGCCUCUCUUGCGCUUACGAACUCAGCAAAAACCCCAAUAUUCGUAUUGCCAUCAUCGAACAAUCCGUCAGCCCCGGUGGCGGUGCAUGGCUCGGCGGCCAACUCUUCUCUGCUAUGGUGGUUCGUAAGCCAGCUCAUUUGUUCUUGGAUGAGGUGGGUGUGGAGUAUGACGAGCAAGACGACUAUGUCGUGAUAAAGCACGCGGCUCUGUUCACGUCGACGAUCAUGAGCAAGCUCUUGGCCCGGCCGAACGUGAAGCUGUUCAACGCCGUGGCGGCAGAGGAUUUGAUUGUCAAGGGCGGCAGAGUUGGCGGUGUUGUCACCAACUGGGCUCUUGUGUCAAUGAACCAUGACACGCAGUCCUGCAUGGACCCCAAUGUGAUGGAGGCUAAGGUGGUUGUGAGCUCUUGUGGCCACGAUGGACCUUUUGGCGCUACCGGAGUCAAGCGCCUCAAGAGCAUCGGCAUGAUUGAUAGUGUCCCGGGAAUGAAGGCCCUUGACAUGAACACUGCUGAGGAUGCCAUUGUUCGAUUCACUCGAGAGGUCGUUCCUGGCAUGAUUGUCACCGGCAUGGAGGUUGCGGAGAUCGAUGGAGCUCCAAGAAUGGGGCCAACGUUCGGGGCGAUGAUGAUAUCAGGGCAGAAGGCAGCACACUUGGCACUAAAGUCAUUGGGAGAGGCGAACAGCAUUGGGGAUGAAGGAGAGAUGGGAGAAAGAAAGGUUGGACUUGAAGAGGAAGAGUUGCUACUGGCGGCGGGAGAGUCACCGGAAGUUGCAGAUGCUUAAAGUGUUUAGUAGCCGGCGGAUGUUGAUUUGGAAGAAAUAUUUGCUUUUGGGUUUUAUGGUGCUGUUUGUUUGUUUGUAGUGAGUUUUCAGUAAACGAAAAGGGGCGAUGGUUGUGUUUGGCUUUUUUGUGUUUUCAUAACACAAUAGGGUUUGGGGAAAGACAAAAAAUAUCAGUUGCCUUUUUCUCCCUCUCUUCUUUUUUUUUAUUUUGUUAAUAAAAAUGCCUUUCCAAAA
Cucumis sativus (cucumber) is the source of this 1377-nucleotide messenger RNA. RefSeq names its product thiamine thiazole synthase, chloroplastic. Gene Ontology annotation, biological process: thiamine biosynthetic process. The transcript has 3 exons. The record is from RefSeq and is a predicted model, not a curated record. Lineage: Eukaryota; Viridiplantae; Streptophyta; Magnoliopsida; Cucurbitales; Cucurbitaceae. The coding region runs from base 64 to 1143 and encodes 359 amino acids.